UUGUAUACUUUAUUUCACUUCCGGUGUAUUUUUAGGUGGUUUACUCACUAUUAUAUUCUGGCUACGGUUGUUACGUCUAUCUGCGUCGUGUUGUCCAUCGAGUGCUACGUUUUCGAAAUGCCCCCACCAGGAUUUCUCCGAGAAUUCCUCGUGCGGCUGCGAGUAUCCGAGAAGUCAGCGCUGCUAACAUUGAUGCUGUUAUGGCUGCACGUCGUUCGACGACUGUUCGAAAGCUUGUUUGUCAGCGUCUACUCUGAUACAAAGAUGAACAUCAUGCACUACUCGCUUGGUCUCCUUCAUUACCUGUGUCUGCCGUGCGCCGUGCUUGUUGAAGCUCCGGGAUUUGUUUCUAACUUGAUCAAUUUAGACUCAACGUUGAAGCAGUUGUCAUUUCUGCAGCUAUUGGGAAUACUGUUGUUCGCGAUAUCCAACAUCAGUCAGCAUCAGUCGCUGGACGUGUUGGCAAAUAUGAGGCGAAAUUACUUAGGCAACAUAACUAACUACGCUCAUGGCAUUCCGACGUCCGGCUGGUUCGAAGUCGUUUCGUGCCCCCAUUUUCUCUUCGAGGUGCUCAUCUACCUGUCGUUGUGGUGCACGAUCGGUCCAUUGGCACGCGUCUGGCCGUCCGUCUGCCUCUUCGUCUUCGUCAAUCAGUGCAUCGCCGCGAAAAUCACUCACAACUGGUACCAAGAAAAGUUCGGCGACAUGUAUCCAGCACAUCGACGAGCCAUCUUCCCAUAUCUGUUUUGA
Molecule: messenger RNA, 750 nt
Organism: Soboliphyme baturini
Lineage: Eukaryota; Metazoa; Nematoda; Enoplea; Dioctophymatida; Soboliphymatidae
Source: the annotation of a GenBank genome assembly